GCUGAAGGAGUCGAACGCAGAACCAGCGAGCAGGCCAAGGGCGGCUUGGGGCUGUGGCUCAGCAGGCCGGGCUUGGCUGAAGGCCUGGGGACUCGGCUACAGGGCACUGCCCGAGCAGCGGCGUGAUCCAUGGGCAGUAGCGCGGGACGCGAUGACGGACUGCGGCGAGGAGCAGCGAAACGAGCUGGAGGCUCUGGAGUCCAUCUACCCCGACUCCUUCACAGUAUUAUCAGAAAAUCCACCCAGCUUCACCAUUACUGUGACAUCUGAUGCUGGAGAAAAUGAUGAAAUUGUCCAGACUACCCUCAAGUUUACAUACAGUGAGAAAUACCCAGAUGAAGCUCCUCUUUAUGAAAUAUUCUCCCAGGAAAAUCUAGCAGAUAAUGAUGUCAGAGACAUUUUAAAAUUAUUAGCAAUUCAGGCUGAGGAAAAUCUUGGUAUGGUCAUGAUCUUUACUCUAGUGACAGCGGUGCAAGAAAAAUUAAAUGCAAUAGUAGAUCAGAUAAAAACAAGAAGAGAGGAAGAAAAGAAACUAAAGGAAAAAGAAGCAGAAGAAGCAGAGAAGCAAUUAUUCCAUGGCACGCCUGUAACAAUUGAGAAUUUCUUAUGUUGGAAAGCCAAGUUUGAUGCAGAACUCUUGGAAAUUAAAAAGAAACGGAUGAAAGAAGAAGAACAAGCAGGAAAAAAUAAACUGAGUGGCAAACAGCUGUUUGAAACAGAUCAUAAUCUUGACACAUCUGAUAUCCAGUUCUUGGAGGAUGCUGGAAACAACGUGGAAGUAGAUGAGUCUUUAUUCCAGGAAAUGGAUGACUUGGAACUGGAGGACGUUGAAGAUGAACCAGAUUACAAUCCCGCAGAUGCAGGGAGUGACUCCACAGAAUGACAGACUGUCUCCAUCUCCAGAGAGGCUGGACAGCCACAGCACCUGUGGCUAUGCUGAGGGGGGUGAUUUUCCUUCCUUUUUUUUCUAAGAAAAAAUAAUUUUCAGGAGAAUAUUUUCUGAUAACUUUCAUCAUUGAACCUAAUAAACUGACCAUAAUACUUCACAUA
Chinchilla lanigera (long-tailed chinchilla) is the source of this 1050-nucleotide messenger RNA. It is a transcript of the gene Rwdd1, whose product is annotated as RWD domain containing 1. NCBI's taxonomy places the organism in Eukaryota, Metazoa, Chordata, Mammalia, Rodentia, Chinchillidae. The transcript has 7 exons. Gene Ontology annotation, biological process: cytoplasmic translation. Gene Ontology annotation, molecular function: protein binding. Bases 152 to 883 code for a protein of 243 amino acids. The record is from RefSeq and is a predicted model, not a curated record.